This is a messenger RNA of Silurus meridionalis, 2421 nucleotides long. RefSeq lists its product as uncharacterized. The record is from RefSeq and is a predicted model, not a curated record. The coding region runs from base 147 to 1523 and encodes 458 amino acids. The transcript is spliced from 10 exons. Lineage: Eukaryota; Metazoa; Chordata; Actinopteri; Siluriformes; Siluridae.
UUUGAUUGAAACAAUGCAUACUUUAUCAUAAAUAAGGUGAACUAGUUAAAAUGUGACUAAAAUUAACAUGUGACUUCAUGUGGUGUAUACCGGAUAUGAGUGAAAUCUCGCUUCCGGGCGGGUGAUUGGAACCUGACACUGCGAGCAUGUCUGCACUCGUGGAGGAAGCGAUCAGACUGUACAGGGCAGAGGAGCGCAAACUCACGGAAACUAUCUGGCUAUAUAAAGAGCUCUUACGCUCCAUGAAAACACGUGUGAAAGUCAGCAGUGAAGCAGAAACACCGGACAGCAUCAAAGAUCAGGGCAUUCCUCUGAAAGACAGACAAGAGCUUGAGCUCCUAGAACAAGUUCUGAAAAAGGCUUUGAAAAUCCGCAGCAGCUCUGCAGUUAUCUUGAAUUACCAAGAAAACCCAUGUUCUAGUGGGAGCGUAGACAAAGCUCCUGCUGUUAAAGGCCGUGAUAAAAGAAACUGCCAGAAAUCUUCAUUGCUGUCUUCUGAGUUGAAAGGAAGCCAUCAGCAUGAAGGACAAUUAAAAAGCACUGCUGGCUGUGGAAAUGAUGCUACAUGUCAGGUUCCGGUAAAGACAGGGCCAUCUUCUCGGCUCACCGUCAGAGGGAAGCAUUCAGGUAAGAAACCGGUUUCCACACAAAAAACUACAACAGGCAGUGUCCAAACAAGGUCCUGUCAGGUGACCAGUUGUUCCAGAGGAUCAGACAGAGGAAUGCUUAGUGUCGGCUCAUCAUCUUUAGAAGAGAGGACAUCUCAAACCAAUCAGGAGUCAGAAAUGCAAAGUAAAGCUUUGGCUCCCAAAGAACAAUGGCUACCCUCUCCAUCCUUACCAUUAUGGCAGACACAACAGGCCAAAAAGAACAAACUGUGGAAUAAAUCUUUGAGCAGACAUUCUAAACCUGCACCAGAGAGAGAUCAAUUUAGGAAGAGACUUAUUAGUACUUUUCCCAAUGAGUGGUCUUCUGUUCAAAUAGCUGCCAUGGAAGAAGAGCUUGAUGUCCUUACACAGUUAGGGCUCGACCUGACUCACUGCUAUAAUGCUGAUCUUCAAAUCCACCAACUGGGAUGGAGUCCAGAACUAUCAACAGAGAGGGAAUAUGAAUCUCUGCUAAUGCUGACAGGACUGGAAAAAAUGAUGGUGCAGAUCAUUAAGGAAGCUGAUCGUCUCAAAAAAGAUUGGGAGAGGAAGAUGGCAUGGUGGUACGGGGCUUUGUGUCCAUUGCACAGCAGGGUUGAGUGGCACAGCUCAGAGCGACCCUGCAUUCCCCCUUUACUGGCUUAUAGCAGUAAAGGCGAGUUAGAAGAGCUGCAGAGUCUGAGGCUGUAUGUAUCUCAGCUGAAGCUGGAGAUCCAUGCCCACCAGGCCAUGUGUGAUACACUCAUCAAUCAAAUCUCCUGCGAGUCCCCAUCAUCUAAUCGACCCAGUGCUACUGCUCUACGUGGUGUUUAUUCGCUCCUGGGAGAGGGAGGUGCUCAGUUUCCAAGUUUGGUCUUGGACAAUGAUUCCGCUUAAAUGUAAAGAAAAAUAAUGCAAACUUUUUUAUAAUAAGUGAACCAAUUAAUUAGAUCUGAUUGAUUUCUCACCCACGGAAACAAUUUGAAUAGCGUCCUCCAGAUUUUUUGGUGUGUGUGUGAAACAGAUGUUGUCUUUAUCUAUUGGGUUAAAUGCUGGCAGCCAAGAUCCUGCAGCUGCUCGGAUGUAGGAGGAAUUAAGCUGCCAGCUGCCAUUAGCGGCUGUUUUUCUUCUACUUGACACCAUUUCAAAUCACCGCUCUGUAGUAGUUUGCAGUACGCUCUGUAGUACGCUUAUCAGCAGCUUUUUUUUACAUAUCAAGAAUUUAUAUUACAAAGAUAGUUAAUAUAAAUGUUGAUUUAUGUCUUAUGAGUCAUGUUUUGCUGAGGUUUUACCAGCAGAGAGCACCAUUUUGCACAAUCGUAGUCACGUCUGUCCUCCGGAUUUGCAUCUUCUGCUGUGAUGUAGAUUUUAAAACUUCAGGGCUUGUUAAUGAGCUGAUUAGUUAAGAUGCAUGUGUUGUGGAAAAGGAAAGCAGCAAAACAUGCAGCAAAGGAAACCCAGGCACGUGGAGUGCGAGAUAAUGCCUGAAUUGAGUAUUGUAAGAAGUUCUUACAAAAUUGUAAAUGAUUUAGGAACAAAUUAGAUUUUUAUUUAAUUUAAAAUCUUUUAAAUCUCCUGAGGACAUUUGCUGUUCUUUAUACUCCUAUAUUCCCUUUUCAGAUUGUUAUUUUAAAAUAUGCAUGUUCAUAAACACAAAAACAGAAAAAAAAAAAAAGACGUGUGUGCUUUUAUGAGAAAAAUUAAGGUUUUCUUUUUUGGCAAUCAUGAAACAACGCAAUACAGAAAACUAUAUGCUGUUUUCAUUUCACAGAAAUAAAUUCUUUGUUUUAGAUCA